AUGCGACUCACAACUCUCGGUGCCUCGUUGUGUUGCAUGGACUUCCGUCCCGGAGAUUCGGUUAUAGAGUCGCAAGACAUCGUCCAUGGCCUACUCAGGCUCAAUUCAGCACGUAAUGCAAAUGGGUACCGUCCUUUGACUUGGGACCCUGCCCUUGCUUCCAAUGCGCAAGACUAUGCCAUCCAAUUGGGCUGUGGCGCCGUGGCACCUGGCAAGCCGGAGAGAACUGCUGUAUACAAAGAGAUCUCGGCCACAUGCGCGGGUCAACCACAUACGCGUACUUUCGAGACUGCUGCGAACUUCUGGCUCACUGCCAAUUACAGGCCCAACCGUGUAUCAGAGGACUACUAUAACUACCUUUGUAUGUUCUCUUCCCACAGAGAUUGUGUGAAUGCAUGA
Molecule: messenger RNA, 399 nt
Organism: Fusarium oxysporum Fo47
Lineage: Eukaryota; Fungi; Ascomycota; Sordariomycetes; Hypocreales; Nectriaceae
Exons: 3
Coding region: 1-399 (132 amino acids)
Source: RefSeq, a predicted model, not a curated record